AUGAAGGACGUCUUCCCCAUCCCACAGAUCCCGGGCCUUAGCCGGGCCGUCCAGCCCUUGGCCGACAAGCUCGGCUUCGACACUCUGCCGCUGCACGUCCACGAGGUUGUCCUUGCCGCCCUCUUCUAUACCUUUGUGCAGGUCGUCGUCUCGCCCGUCCUGUCCAACUACUAUUUCCCCCACAUCUACAAGCCCAUGAACCGCGCGAAAAAGGCCAACUGGGACAGCCACGUCGUCUCCAUGGUCCAGAGCCUCCUCAUCAACGCCCUCGCCCUCUGGUGCAUGUUUGUCGACCAGGAGCGCAAGAACAUGCAGCACGACUGGAAGGAGCGCGUCUACGGCUACAUGGGCACGCCCGCCAUGGUCUCCGCCCUGGCCUGCGGCUACUUUGUCUGGGACCUGGUCAUUACCGUGCUCAACUUUGACGUCUUUGGCCCCGGCCUGCUCGCCCACGCCGCCAGCGCCCUCGCCGUCUUUUCGUUUGGCUUCCGCCCCUUCCUCAACUACUACGGCCCCGUCUUCAUCCUCUACGAGCUGUCCACGCCCUUCCUCAACAUGCACUGGUUCUUUGACAAACUGGGCAUGACCGGCUCGCGCGCCCAGUUCUACAACGGCAUGGCCCUGCUCGCCAUGUUUUUCUCCUGCCGCCUCGUCUACGGCAACUACAUGUCCCUCUGGGUCUACCGCGACAUGUGGAACGCCCUGUGGGACGGCCCUACGCCGGCGUGGGUCGCCAACCCCGGCGCUCUCAACGACCCGUCCGUGCGCGCCGUGGCCGGAAACAAAGGAGGCCCCAUCCCGCUGUGGCUCUUUGUGCUCUACGUCACGAGCAACCUCACGCUCAACUCGCUCAACGUCCACUGGUUCUUCAAGAUGAUCAGGGCCGUGCGCAAGCGGUUCGAGCCGGCGCCCGGCGCGCCGGCUGGCAAGGAGGCGCCCGUUGCGGCGGCUGCCGUCGCUAGCGGUGCGGCAGCUGCUGACGACGCCACCAUUCGCCAUCGGGCCACCGUCGAAGACCUGCUCAAGGUCGACGAUUCUCUGACAGAAGUUCAGUAA
This is a messenger RNA of Sporothrix brasiliensis 5110, 1056 nucleotides long. RefSeq lists its product as uncharacterized. The record is from RefSeq and is a predicted model, not a curated record. The coding region runs from base 1 to 1056 and encodes 351 amino acids. Gene Ontology annotation, cellular component: endoplasmic reticulum; membrane. NCBI's taxonomy places the organism in Eukaryota, Fungi, Ascomycota, Sordariomycetes, Ophiostomatales, Ophiostomataceae. The transcript has a single exon. Gene Ontology annotation, biological process: lipid homeostasis.